AUGUCUGUCCCCAAGCGAAUUUCAAAAAUAGAAAACACUUUAUACAGCCAAUAUGAAGAGAAAAUCCGUCCUUGUAUUGACCUCAUUGAUUCCCUGAGAGCUCUUGGAGUGGAAAAGGACCUGGCGUUGCCCGCAAUUGCUGUGAUUGGAGAUCAGAGUUCUGGGAAAAGCUCAGUUCUUGAAGCGUUGUCCGGAGUCGCUCUUCCAAGGGGCAGUGGUAUUGUCACCAGAUGUCCUCUUGCACUUAAACUGAAAAAAACACGCUAUGGCCAUGAAUGGAAAGGGAAAAUAAGCUACCGGAAUAUAAAUGAGGAACUCAACAAACCUUCAGAGGUGGAAAAAGAAAUAAGAAAAGCUCAAAUCCAUAUGGCUGGGGAAGGGGUGGGCAUCAGCCAAGAACUGAUUACCCUAGAAAUUAGUUCUCCAGAAGUUCCAGAUCUGACACUGAUUGAUUUACCAGGAAUUGCGAGGGUGGCUGUGGGUAAUCAGCCCCAAGAUAUUGGAGAACAGAUCAAACGGCUAAUUAAAAAAUUCAUUGCUAAGGAUGAGACAAUAAACUUAGUGGUGGUUCCAAGUAAUGUGGAUAUUGCCACAACAGAAGCACUGAAAAUGGCUCAGGAAGUGGACCCUUAUGGAGAAAGAACCCUUGGGAUCCUAACAAAGCCUGACCUAGUGGACAAAGGAACUGAGGAAGCUGUUGUGGAUAUAGUAAGAAACUUGACCAUCCCCCUGAAAAAGGGAUAUAUGAUUGUGAAAUGCCGUGGACAGCAAGAUAUCCAGGUCAACUUGAAUCUGGCCUCUGCAAUCCAGAAAGAGAAAGCAUUCUUUGAGGAUCAUGAAUACUUUAGAAUCCUUCUGGAUGAAAAAAGAGCCACAAUUCCCUUACUAGCUGAGAAACUUACAAGUGAACUUGUGGAACACAUUAAUAAAUCUUUGCCCACUUUAGAAGAGCAAAUAAACACACAGCUCCAAAAAGCAAAUCAAGAUUUGCUAAAAUAUGGAAAAGGCGUGCCAAAAACCGACAGCGAGAAGCUCAGCUUUUUAAUAGAUAAAAUCAAACUAUUUAACCAAGAUAUCACACAUGCAACUCAAGGAGAGGAAAAAUUGUCUCCAGAUGAUAGCAGACUUUUCACCAAAAUUCGUAAAGAAUUUCAGAAAUGGGAAGAAAAGCUUGAGGAGAGUGAAACAAAGAUUCAAAAAGUCAUCCAUCAUGAGGUAUGGAGAUUUGAACAUCAGUAUCGUGGCCGAGAGCUUCCUGGUUUUAUCAGUUACAAAACAUUUGAAACUCUAGUAAAACAGCAGAUUGUAGAACUAGAAGUACCAGCAAUUGAAAUGCUGAAAACAGUGACAGAAAUGGUGCGGCAAAAUUUUACAAAGGUUGCUAAAGAUAAUUUUGCAGAUUUUCAGCAUCUUUACAGAGCUGCUAAGGAUAGAAUUGAAGCUAUUAAAGAGAAACAGUCAGAGGAAGCUGAAUGUAUAGUGCGAACCCAGUUUGCAAUGGAACAGAUUUUAUUCUGCCAAGACAAAGUCUACUGUCAGGACUUAAAUUCAGUACAGGAACAAGCAGCUGCAGAAGGAACAAACACCUUAAAGAUCAGUCCUGCAGGCUUCCAUUUUGGAAGUCUUCCUAGUGAAAAGCACGCUUCAGUCAAAGAAAUGGCCUAUCAUUUGGAGGCAUAUUUCAAUAGUGCGGGGAAACGUCUCUCUUGUCAGAUUCCUCUGAUUAUCCUGUUCUAUAUCCUGAAGAAAAAUGGAGAUAAUCUACAAAAUGAAAUGUUGAAGCUAUUGCAGAUGAAGGAAGAAUUCAGCUGUUUGCUCCAAGAGCGCAAAGAUGCUGCUGAACAGAGACAGUUCCUACAUGAGCGAAUUGAUCGGCUGACUCAAGCACGGUACCACCUAGCAAAAUUUCCUGGUUAAAAAGAAGUUUUGCAUUAGAGCAUGCUAACUUUGAAACUCUUAUGUUAACUAGGCCACUAGAGACAGGUUAUAUCUCCAUUGUCCCAAACAUUUAUCUUAUAUCAGUUGCUGUAGCUGUGUUUGGGGUCUUUAGCCAUCAGGAUAUUCUGCUUGGUCAACCAGACAUAUAUUAACAGACCACAGUUUGUUCAUAAAUCCCAGUAAGUCUGCUUCUUGACCCUUUCCCAACUCCAAGCAGAAUCCAGAUACUAUCCUUGCACUGCCACUACUGACACAGCCUGCUUCUUGUUGGCUACAAUGAGGGGAAGAGGAAGAAGGGUCUGAGUGCAAGCCAAGCAUAUCUUUGCCCUUGCUCCCUCAUUAUUUUGUUGUUUCACCACAUUCCCUAACCUUGUUUCCUUUCAAGAAACAACAAAAGGACGUUUUCUUUACACCAUAUAUAAUGCUAUAUACAUGUACCAUGUCCCCCUUAGUUGUCUUUUUCUAAAUUGAAGAGUCCCCUGAGUUGUAUGAUACCCUUACUGUGAUGAUGUGACAAGAACAGUCCACAGAACUCCAUGUGCAGCUAUACCAUAGGUUUAUAUUUUUAAUCUCUCCUGAUUUUUAUGAGCACGAAAUUUGCUUUCACUGCUGACACACACCAAGUACAUGUUUUCAUUACUCCAAGAUUCCUUUCACGGUUAGUAAUUUCCAGACAGAUAUCAGUAUAUGAAGUUAUAUUUCCCCCCCAUAGUCCUCGUUUUUGCUUCCAUAGCUGAGUGGGGAAUUUGAAUCUGGAUCUCCCAGAUCUUAGUCCAACACUCUAACCACUGCACUGACUCUCCGCUUUCCCUCCUUCCCUUUCCUUGGGAGAAGUCUGGCCAAGUUGCAAAAGUCAUGUGAUAGCAAGUCACUCAGUUGAAUGGUGUGAUGUUCUCUGCUGGACCCAGCAAAGACAUGCUAUUUGUAUGGAGGUUGCUGCUGGGCUCAAAGUUAGUUGUGCAGCAUCAAGUCAUAGCCACUACCUGUGCAAAUUGCAUGGUAGCUUCUGGUCCUAGACCCAAUGAAUCCUCCAGGAUAGGAGAAAGGGGAGCAGAGAUGGAUUGGGAGGCAAAAUAGUUCUGGAAAGGGCCUUCCCCAUCCACCCACCAAUGCUGAGAAAAACCUAGGUGUGAAGGCUGCCAAUAUCAUUGUGCUUCCUAAAAUGCCCCCCGCCCCAUUCACUGAGUUCUCAAAGGUGGGGUUGCCAACUCUGGGUUAGGAAAUUCUUGAAGAUUUGUGCAGGAGAACUUGGGAAGGGAAGGGCUUUAGUGUGGUGUAAUACUACAGAUUCCACUUUCCAAAGCAGCCAUUAUCUUCAGGAGAACGGAUGUCUCUGGCCUGGAGAUCAGUUGCAAUUCUGGGAGAUCUCCAGGCCCCACCCAAAGGUAGGCAACCCUACUCAGUGGGCAUCCAUUUCUUAAAGGUACAGUUGCUGCUUCUGUUAUAUGGGGUGGGGGGUAACCCCCACAAUAUACUUUUUAAAGUAUCAGAUUUUUCUGCAGACAUGGGGCUUUUUUCAGGUUUGUAUGUCUUCAGGGUUCCAAUAUCUGAAUUCAAGUAUCCACAGAUGUUGAGAACUAGAUUUAUUUGUGUACACAGAGAACAGCCCAGCACACUCUUGAUUUUAAUAUCAUACAUCUACCUGGCUCUGGUCAGAAAUUGGUUUCCCUUUACUUUGGAACAUGCGUCCUAGAUAGGGUUGCCAACCCCCAUCCCGGGGCGGGGGAUCCCCUGUUCCCACCUCCUCCCCCGACCCCACUUACCUGGCCAGCAGGGGGCAUGGGCCCCUGGCAGUUUGGCAUACCCCCAGGCCGAAUUGGGCCCGCAGGGGGCAAUUCAGCCCUUUGGUGAGCGCAGGAGUACACGCCAGGCCGCCCUUUGACCCGUGUGAUGACAUCACUUCCCGGAAGUGGUCAUCACACAUACAGGGAGCACGCAGUGCGAGAAGACACGCUGAAGAGCACGGAGGGUGAGUGCCAGGUUCCCAGCCCCCCGCUGGGGGACUCAAGGGACCUGGCAACCCUAGUCCUAGAGCAAAUGUAGCGGAUUCCACCAGUUUCACUUUUAGGAAAGCUAGUAAAAACAUGGCUGUUCUAGAGGACUUUUUUGUGGUUGUCCAACUCAAAAUUACUGGAUUAGAAUUCAUGAACUAAUUAAAGACUAUGUACCUUCUUUGUACUCUACAGGGCCAUUGGAACUCUUGGUCAGUAUCAGUUGUUUUUUGUGCUGUGUGUUUUAAUUGACUUUUUAUACUUUUUAAAAUGUUUUAAAUUUUUAAUGUUUGCCAUCAACUUCUGCAUAAAGGUGAAAUAAUUUUUUUUUAAUAAAUGAAAUAAAUCAUACCUUGUAUAUCCCACCUCUUUCAGAUGUUCAGAGCCAGUUUGGUGUAGUGGUUAAGAGCACGGGACUCUAAUCUGGAGACCUGGGUUUGAUUCCCCACUCCUCUUGAAGCGAACUGAGUGACCUUGGGCUAGUCACAGCUCUCUGGAGCUCUCUCAGCCCCACCCACCUCACAGGGUGUUUUGUUGUGGGGAUAAUAAUAACACACUUUGUAAACUGCUCUGAGUGGGUGUUAAGUCAUCCUGAAGGGCGGUAUAUAAAAUAUUAUAAUUAUUUCAGUUGUAUCUCUGCAAAUUCCUAUUGUAUCUGUUUCUCAUUCCAUCCUGCGCUAAUUUUUAUUUUGCCUAUCUAGCAACAAUUGAACAUAUGGCAUAUAAACUUGUUUUUAGAUAUUACAGAUGCUUAUAUGUAAACCUGCUACUACUGUUGUCAUGUUUUUACUUCUAUUUUGUAUAAUGUUUAAAAUGUUUUAAAAACCAAUUAAAAACAAUUUGGAUUGUCUCACACUCGUGCGGAGUGAAUAGAUUACUCUUUAAAUUUCGUCUUAUUUUAAACUGGCCUCCCUUUGUAACAUCUGCCACCUCCAUCACUUUCUGUUGUAUAUGUCAUUGUCCUGAUAGACGUACACUCCUAUGCAUCUGAUGAAGUGCUCUGGAUCAUUGGCAUUGUUUCUGGCAUCCAAGGCAAAGGCACAUUAAGGACACGCCAAAAGACCGCUGCUGCAAUCCAAAGCUUAAUUCACAAAUGCCAAGGGUCAAAUCAAAAAGACAGGGGAGAGCCCACACUCUCCGGCUGCUCCCGGUGGGAGAUUGGCAACGGGUUUGCCUGGCCAAAUUGUCCCGUUUCGCAAGGCUCACAGCUUCAUCAAAAGCCACAAAUAAAUUCUACAAUGAAAUAUACAAUACAUAUGUUGGUUACAUCACAAACUGAAACAAAACAAUGUACAUUUUAUUUUAAACAGUGUAACAAAAUUUCAA
Eublepharis macularius is the source of this 5255-nucleotide messenger RNA. RefSeq names its product interferon-induced GTP-binding protein Mx1-like. The record is from RefSeq and is a predicted model, not a curated record. Gene Ontology annotation, biological process: defense response to virus. NCBI's taxonomy places the organism in Eukaryota, Metazoa, Chordata, Lepidosauria, Squamata, Eublepharidae. The transcript has 13 exons. The coding region runs from base 1 to 1917 and encodes 638 amino acids. Gene Ontology annotation, molecular function: GTP binding; microtubule binding; GTPase activity. Gene Ontology annotation, cellular component: cytoplasm; membrane; microtubule.